AUGAUGAAAUUGCUGGAUGCCAUCGGUUUACAUUAUGAUAUUGUGGCAAAUAAAUUUGAUCAAGUAGACGAAGAAGACCAAGAAAAAUUUCGAAAUCAAAUAAAAACUGAAAUAAGUACAACAGGUCUCAAAGGUGUCGAUCAUGUUUUCCUUGUCAGUGCCAAAAAUCCAAAAAUGUUUCCUGAUUGGCUUACAAUGGUCGAUUAUUUAACUGGUUCAACUAAUUGA
Molecule: messenger RNA, 228 nt
Organism: Rotaria sordida
Lineage: Eukaryota; Metazoa; Rotifera; Eurotatoria; Philodinida; Philodinidae
Source: the annotation of a GenBank genome assembly